AGUUCUGUUCUGUUCCAGUUUCCAGUAAGCUGAUCCUGCUGGCAGAGGCUCGUGGGGAGACUUCCUUUUCUGGAAGGACCUGAUGCAUCGUGUUAAUGAUCCUCCCUCUCUCUCUCUCUCUCUGUCUCUCUGUCUCUCUACUGGCCUGUCAGAGGAGUGAAGAGUCUCAUUUCAUAUCACAACGUCUGUGCAGGGAGCAACAGCAGAAAUCACCCAGCCGGCAGAGUGAGGAGACCGUGUGGAUCACGCCCCCCUUCUUCUGCUUCAGCCUUUGCACUCUGUCUCUCUUUUACCAGUAACACCAUUUCACACUUUUCUCAUCCUCUGUCUGUCUCACCAGCCAGUUUUUUUUUCUGCCUUUUCUCACUCUCGUUCUGCUUCUCUUCCUCUUCCUCCUCUCUCCCAUUUUUUGUUCUUUUGUCUUUGUCUCUUUCUCUUUGAGCGUCUCCAGCCUCAGGUAGGCAGCACCACAUCCAGCCAGGAAUACACUUCUUUUUUUUUUCUUCCUUCCUCCCUUCAUCUUCCACAUCCUCCUCCUCUUCAUCUUUCUCCUCCUCCUCUAUCUCCCCACUCUCCUCCUGCCUCCACGCCCUGCCUCUGAGUGCGCCGGAGAGAGUCGCCAAUUGCGCACGGCAAAGGCAGCAAGUGGGAGUGGACCUUGGGCGAGCGCGCGUGUCUGUGUGUGAGCGCGAGUGUGUGUUUGUGAACGUGGAGAGGAAGAGGAGUGGAAGAAGAGGAGGAGGAGGAGGAGGUGGAGGAGGAGGAGGGAGAGAGAGAGAGAGAGCAUCAGCACAGUCCUCCCAGUCUCUCCUCUCUUCACGCGCACUCCCACUCUGCAUGGAACAAUCCUUCCUUCACUGCCUCAGAAUGGACAUUUCUGUGGCAACGUUUCGCCAGUGAAGACAGCAGCCACUGCCGCUCCACUCCACAAGCUCCUACAUGCUGGAUUAAAACAAAAAAAAAAAGUGAGGAGAGGAGUGGAACAGGGGGAGAUCUCUGAACAUGAGUGAGGAAGCUAAGGAGAAAGCAGGCGGCGGGAAAGCAGCCCAUCGCAAGAAGAAAGGCAAAAAGUCUGACAGUAAUGCCAGCUACCUGCGAGCCGCCCGGGCAGGGAACCUCGAAAAGGUUCUCGACUACCUCAAAUCUGGGGUUGAGAUCAACAUCUGUAAUCAGAAUGGUCUGAACGCUCUCCAUCUAGCCUCCAAAGAGGGGCACGUCGAGGUUGUUGCUGAGCUGCUGAAGCUCGAAGCUGCUGUGGAUGCGGCCACAAAGAAAGGAAACACUGCUCUGCACAUAGCCUCACUGGCUGGCCAAACGGAAGUCGUCAAAGAGCUGGUCAAUAAUGGAGCCAAUGUCAACGCACAAUCUCAGAAUGGCUUCACUCCUCUGUACAUGGCUGCCCAGGAGAAUCACCUUGAGGUGGUCCGGUUCCUUCUGGAGAACAGCGCCAGUCAGAGUAUGGCCACUGAGGACGGCUUCACGCCUUUGGCGGUGGCCCUCCAGCAGGGCCAUGACCAGGUGGUCUCCCUGCUGCUGGAGAACGAUACAAAGGGCAAGGUACGCCUGCCUGCCCUGCACAUCGCUGCCCGCAAGGACGACACCAAGGCCGCGGCCCUGCUCCUGCAGAACGACCACAACGCGGACGUUGAGUCCAAGAGCGGUUUCACCCCCCUCCACAUCGCGGCUCACUAUGGCAACAUUAACGUGGCCACGCUCCUGCUGAACAGAGGGGCUGCCGUCGACUUCAUGGCUCGGAAUGACAUCACGCCGCUUCAUGUGGCAUCAAAAAGGGGCAACAGCAACAUGGUCAAGUUGUUGCUGGACAGAGGGUCCAAAAUUGAUGCAAAGACCAAGGAUGGGCUGACACCUCUUCACUGUGGGGCGAGGAGCGGGCACGAGCAGGUGGUAGAAAUACUACUAGACCGAGGAGCUCCUUUCCUGUCCAAGACCAAGAACGGUCUGUCGCCGCUGCACAUGGCCACUCAGGGGGACCACCUGAACUGCGUCCAGCUCCUGCUCCAGCACGAUGUACCGGUGGACGAUGUCACCAACGACUACCUGACGGCGCUGCACGUCGCUGCCCACUGCGGUCACUACAAGGUGGCCAAGCUCAUCGUGGACAAGAAGGCCAACCCGAACGCCAAGGCCCUGAAUGGUUUCACUCCGCUUCACAUCGCCUGCAAGAAGAACAGAGUGAAAGUGAUGGAGCUGCUGCUUAAACAUGGAGCGUCUAUCCAGGCGGUCACUGAGUCUGGCCUGACGCCCAUCCAUGUGGCAGCCUUCAUGGGCCACGAGAACAUUGUCCACGCGCUCACACACCACGGAGCUUCGCCCAACACGACCAAUGUAAGAGGCGAGACAGCUCUCCACAUGGCAGCCAGGGCAGGCCAGGCAGACGUAGUCCGAUACCUGCUCAAGAACGGAGCCAAGGUGGAGACCAAGUCCAAGGAUGACCAGACAGCGCUGCACAUCUCCAGUCGGCUGGGGAAAGUCGACAUCGUCCAGCAGCUGCUGCAGUGCGGCGCCUCUGCCAACGCUGCCACCACCUCAGGCUACACCCCCCUUCACCUGGCUGCCCGCGAAGGACACCAGGAUGUUGCGACCAUGCUGCUGGAGAACGGAGCCUCGCUGUCCUCCUCCACUAAGAAAGGGUUCAGCCCCCUUCAUGUGGCAGCAAAGUACGGCAAGAUGGAGGUGGCCAGUCUCCUGCUACAGAAGAGAGCUGCGCCGGAUGCUGCUGGGAAGAGCGGGCUAACUCCACUGCAUGUAGCUGCUCACUACGAUAAUCAGAGAGUAGCACUGCUGCUGCUGGAUCAGGGAGCUUCCCCACAUGCUGCCGCCAAGAAUGGCUACACGCCGCUCCACAUCGCUGCCAAAAAGAACCAAAUGGACAUUGGGACCACACUGCUGGAGUACGGCGCCGACACCAACGCGGUGACGCGGCAAGGCAUCGGCCCCAUUCACCUGGCAGCGCAGGAGGGCAGCGUGGACCUGGUGUCACUGCUGCUGGCCAAGAACGCCAACGUCAAUGUGUGCAAUAAGAGCGGACUUACACCACUCCACCUAGCAGCUCAGGAAGACAAGGUCAACGUUGCAGAAGUCCUUCUCAACCACGGGGCCGACGUCAACCCAGCAACAAAGAUGGGUUACACGCCGCUGCACGUGGCCUGCCACUAUGGCAACGCGAAGAUGGCGAACUUCCUGCUGCAGAACCACGCCAGAGUCAAUGGCAAAACCAAGAACGGGUACACUCCUCUACACCAGGCAGCUCAGCAGGGCCACACCCACAUCAUCAACCUGCUGCUUCAGCACGGGGCCUCGGCCAAUGAGCUCACCGUGAACGGGAACACUGCCCUAUCCAUCGCCUGUCGCCUUGGGUACAUCUCUGUGGUGGACACUCUGCGGCCCAUGACGGAUGAAAACCUCACCACCAUGAGCGCAUCAGAAAAACACAAAAUCAACGUCCCGGAGACCAUGAACGAGUACCUCGACAUGUCGGACGAUGAAGGUGAGGAUGCAAUGACCGGGGACACGGACAAAUACCUGCGGCCUCAGGACCUCAAGGAGCUGGGGGACGACUCUCUCCCUCAGGAGGGGUACAUGGGCUUCAGCAUAGGGGCCCGCUCAGCCAGCCCUAGAAUCAGCCUCCGCUCCUUCAGUUCGGAUAGGUCCAACACGCUCAACCGGAGCUCCUUCGCACGAGACAGUAUGAUGAUCGAGGAGAUUCUGGCACCCACGAAGGACACGCUUCAGAGUGUCUGUAAAGACAUUUCCUACUUGGUUGACCCCCUCAAUAAGCACCUGGCUGUGACCAGAGACUACAGCUCGGAGUGUAUGCGGCGCUACAGCUGGACCCCGGACACCGUGGACCACAGCCACAACACUGUGUCCAGCCCCAUUCACUCUGGCUUGUCCUCCCCGCUCCCUCAGUAUGACUCCAGGUUCUUGGUGAGCUUCAUGGUGGACGCCCGCGGUGGUUCUAUGAGAGGCAGCCGCCACAAUGGCAUGCGCAUCAUCAUCCCUCCCAGGAAGUGCACGGCGCCCACACGCAUCACCUGCCGUCUGGCCAAAAGGCACAAGCUGGCCUAUCCCCCACCCAUGGUGGAGGGAGAGGGGCUGGUCAGCCGGCUGGUGGAGGUCGGACCGGCUGGGGCUCAGUUCCUCGGUCCCGUCAUUGUGGAGAUUCCUCAUUUUGGUUCCAUGCGGGGGAAAGAAAGGGAGCUGAUUGUUUUGAGGAGUGACAACGGUGACACUUGGAAGGAGCAUCAGGCCGACACCAGACCAGAGGACCUCACUGAUCUGCUGACUGGAAUGGAUGAAGAGCUGGACAGUCCUGCCGAGCUGGAGAAGAAGCGCAUUUGUCGCAUCGUCACCAGAGAUUUCCCGCAGUACUUUGCUGUGGUGUCACGUAUCAAGCAGGAGUCGAACCACAUGGGUCCCGACGGCGGCAUGCUGUCCAGCAGCACUGUGCCCAUGGUCCAGGCCUCGUUCCCACAGGGGGCGCUCACCAAGAGGAUCCGUGUUGGCCUGCAGGCCCAGCCUGUGCCAGAUGACAUGGUGAGAGCGGUCCUUGGGAACAGAGCCACCUUCAGCCCCAUCGUCACUGUGGAGCCCAGGAGGAGGAAGUUUCACAAGCCGAUCACCAUGACGAUCCCUGUUCCACCGAGAUCGGCAGAAGGCCAUCCCAGCGGCCACCGGGGCGACUCUGCCCCCUGCCUGCGUCUGCUCUGCAGCAUCACAGGAGGGACAUCUCCUGCCCAGUGGGAGGACAUCACCGGGACCACACCGCUGUCCUUUGUAACUGAUUGUGUCUCCUUCACCACAAAUGUGUCGGCCAGGUUCUGGCUCGCAGACUGUCACCAGAUUCCUGAGACGGUGAGUCUAGCGUCUCAGUUAUACCGGGAGCUGAUCUGCGUGCCGUACCUGGCCAAGUUUGUGGUGUUCGCCAAGAGUAACGACACCGUUGAGGCUCGGCUGCGCUGCUUCUGCAUGACGGAUGACAAGGUGGACAAGACCCUCGAGCAGCAGGAGAACUUUGAGGAAGUAGCCCGGAGCAAAGACAUCGAGGUUCUCGAAGGCAAACCUAUCCACGUGGACUGCUAUGGCAACCUGUCCCCUCUCACCAAAAGUGGGCAGCAGUUGGUUUUUAACUUCUACUCCUUCAAGGAAAAUAGACUUCCUUUCAACGUGAAGGUCAGAGAUAUGGGCCAGGAGCCGUGUGGCCGCCUCUCCUUCCUGAGAGAGCCUAAAACCACCAAAGGCCUUCCACAGACUGCCAUAUGCAAUUUGAAUAUCACACUGCCAACCCACAAGAAGGAUAUGGAGUCUGAUCCUGAUGAUGAGACUGAAAAGCCAGAGCGACGUCAUACCUUUGCCUCCUUAGCUUUGCGUAAGCGCUACAGCUAUUUGACCGACCCUGCAGCGAAAACAACUGAUCGAAGCUCGCCGAGAACACAGCCUACUAGCUACCCUCACAAACCUGUCUUUUCAACGAAGUCUUAUCAGGCGUGGUCGCCUGUUCCUGUCGCCAUCUCUGGCCAAGCCAAGUCUGGGUUUGGCUCCCUCUCCAGUUCAUCAUCCAACACGCCCUCUGCCUCUCCAUUAAAGUCAGUUUGGUCCAUCAACUCUGCCUCCCCCAUCAAGACCAACAUCCCUGGAUCACCCGCCUCCUCUGUUAAGUCAGUUAGUGACAUGGCCUCUCCCAUCCGAUCUUACAGAACCAUCUCCUCUCCUAUAAAAACUGUAGUCCAGCAAUCCCCAUACCAAGCCCAGGUCACCCCCAGUCCCCUGGCAUCACCAGGUAAAAGUGCCCCAGAUCCUAUGUCAAUGAAAGGACUGGCAGCAUUGUCUGCUAGGACCUCCCCUAUCACUGUGUCUGGAGGAGGAAGCCCUCUUCUUGAGAGAGCAUCCAUAGGCAUGACACCACCAACUUCUCCAAAAUCAUCUCUGAGUAUGUUCAGUUCACCUCUGCCAUAUAAGACUGUAAUGGCAGGGUCUGGUGGUACAGCACCUUCCUCCUCACCUAUAAAAACAGUCCCUGGUCUUUCCUCUGUACGUUCCUUUGCCUCAGAUGCCAUUGGCCCUGCAAGGAACCUGUUCUCCUCUCUUUCGUCACCACUUAAAUCCAACAAUCCCCCAAGUGCUGCAGCUCUGAUCAAUGGAACUGUGUCACCUACACAGUACCGCUCUUCAUCCCCUACAUCUCUUCUCACAAGUAGUCUGCAAGAGAGAAUACAAGCAACCACCAAUGCUGCAACUACAAGUGUCAAUGCAGCCUUUGAUGAGGUUGAAAAAACAUUCAAUUCUUGUUCGGCAGGCUAUGGCACCUUGAAGUCCAUGUCCUCUUCUGCAUCCUCCUCAUAUCAGUCCAUUAGAUCAUCAGCUUCAAAUUCCCUUUACGCCUCUCUAAGAUCUCCUCCUAAUGCCACCACUGCUGUAACAUCAAGUACAAUGACCGUUCCAGUCUACUCUGUCAUUAAUGUGCUGCCAGAGCCCCAUUUCAAAAAGUUACCUGAGGUGUCCAAGUCAGCAGCUGCACUUUUGUCCCCACGGAAGACUGUGCCCCCUGAGGUGAAUGCUCAGUUGCAGUCUUCCUUUGCCAGAACUCUUUCCCCUAUCAAAGCCCCUCUUUUUUCUGCUGGCCUGAAAUCAAACACCACAUCACCAAUGUCAUCCAGUCAAGAGAUUCUGAAGGAUGUAGCCGAAAUGAAAGAGGACCUGAUACGAAUGUCAGCCAUUCUGCAGACAGACCCAAAUUCCACAGCCAACAAAGGGUUUCAGUCUGACUCUCCGAAAGAGGCUCGGAUAGAGGACGAGGAGCCAUAUAGGAUUGUUGAGAAAGUAAAACAAGAUUUGGUGAAAGUGAGUGAAAUCCUUACUAAGGAUUCUGUGAAGGAUGGAAGGGUUUCCCUGGCAAGGGGCUCUUUGGAUGACAUCCACUUCUCAAAAGUACAAGUUGAACAACCACCAAGCAAUUGGAGCUAUCCACCAAGAUAUGAGACUGUGGUUCCUCAAGCCAAAUCCAAAACAAUACCAGAUAGAGAUUUCAAUCUUUCCAAAGUGGUUGACUACCUGGUCAAUGAUGUUGGUAGCAGCUCUUUCUCAAAAAUGCAUGAAACAAGGCAUAAAGCAGAUGAGGGCAAGAGAGAAGGAGAGGGCAAGGAGAAGCAGAAACGUGUCCUAAAACCCACCAUAGCAGUUCAGGAGCAUAAACUUAAAAUGCCUCCAACAAGCAUGCGCUCAUCACCUUCAGACAAAGAGAUCAGUAAAGUAGCAGAUGCACUUUUUGGAGCAGACACUGUGCUAGAAUCCCCUGAUGAUAUCUCACAUGAACAGGAUAAAAGCCCCCUCUCAGACAGCGGCUUUGAGACCAGGAGUGAAAGGACACCCUCUGCCCCUCAGAGUGCAGAAGGCAUGGGCCCCAAGGCCCUUUUUCAGGAUAUUCCAGUUCCCCCAGUGAUCACUGAAACUAGGACUGAGGUUGUCCAUGUCAUCAGGAGCUAUGAGUCCCCAGAGGACAGCAAACAACCUGCAAUGGAGGAUGCACAUCCUGUCAGAUAUAUUGAUUCAGAUUCUAAAGGUCACCUAAAUCAAGCCCCAUCAAUGCCAGAACAGAAUAAAUGCUAUUCAAUAAAAGUCAGCCCUGAUGAGGAUCCAAUGGGAAAAGGGAUGAGGGUAAAGGAGGAGACUCACAUCACUACAACCACCAGGAUGGUUUACCACAAGCCAACUGGCAAAGAAGCAGCGUCAGAGAGGUGUGAGGAAACUAUGUCUGUGCAUGACAUAAUGAAGGCUUUUCAGUCAGGCAAGGACCCUUCAAGAGAGCUGGUUGGACUGUUCGAACACAAGUCUGGCAAUGAGGACACGUCACAAAGAGUCCUUGAGGACAUUAACUCCAAACCUAAAGUUGAAAGAAUAAUUGAGGUUCAUAUUGAAAAAGGCAGUAAAGCAGAACCAACAGAGGUGAUCAUCAGAGAGACAAAAAACCAUGCAGAGAAGGAAAUGUAUUACUACCCAGGGAAUAGACUGGAAGAGGAGGAGCCUGAGGAAUCGCUUCCAGUGUACCUUGACUCUCCCAGAGUGAACACACCAAUGUCACAAGAGGAAGACAGUCGCCCUAGCUCAGCCCAGCUUAUGGCAGAUGACUCCUACAAAACACUAAAGCUACUUAGUCAGCAAUCGGUAGAAUACAACGAGGAUGAAUCAUCAGAACUUAGGGGAGAAUCUUACAAUUUUGCAGAGAAAAUGCUUCUCUCUGAGAAAUUUGACCAGUCUCAUUCUGACACAGAGGAAUAUCUGAGAGAUAGGUCUCGCUUCCACUCACCAGACAGAAGCAGUCACAGUGAGGGUAGAUCAGCUGGGCCAAGGACAGAGUAUGUCUUCAGGUCAUCGAGAAAUGUGUUUGACAAGUCUGGAAGAAUGGCUAAUGUUGAUGAUAGCUUUGACAAGCUGACACUUUUGCAGUAUUCUUCAGAGCCUGGUAGCCCAAAGCAGUCUGUUUGGAUGCGUGUACCAGAUGACUCCCAGAGUAAGGACAGAGAGCAGCUUAUGUAUGAGGACAGAGUUGACAGGACUGUUAAGGAGGCAGAGGAAAAACUAAGUGAGGUAUCUCAAUUCUUUCGUGACAAAACAGAACAGCUCAAUGAUGAGCUUUCAUCUCCAGAGAAGAAAUCGCGCAGACCAGACUUUAGAGAAUCACGAUCAGGGCCUAGCUCUACACACAGCAGUCCAGAGAGGUCACCCUAUAGGAAUGGGGGUAGUGGGGAAGAGUGGAGCAGAGAAAGGCUUAGAGACAGGUUUAGCUCCAGUGACAGGAAAUGUGCUAGUUUACCCAGUAGUCCAGAAAGGAGAGUAUUGCUGCAGUACAGUGAUUCAGACCCAAGGAGACAAGGAGAUGGUAAAGCACAGGGAAGCACAGGUGAAAGCCCUAAACCUUUUCAAAUGUCCUCCUCCAAAGUCAGUGCAGUGAGGCUAAAGUUUGAACAAGAGGCUCAAAGGCAAGAUAGGAGUUCUCAGGUUAACCAGAAUACAAAUCCUCCUAUUAGGAAACUCCAGGAAAGUAAGCUACCAGUGUACCAGGUGUUUGCUGGUUCAAACAUUCCAAAGACACCUGAUAGUCCAGGAAACCAGAGGAGAUGUUCAGAUAAUGAAUCAAAUAAAUUCUCACCCAAGCAUGAGAACAAUGGAAAAGAUCAGGAAGAGAAAAAGUUCUGCAAAACCUGGGAAAGCCAAGAGUAUGGGAACUAUAAGCCACAAUCUCCCAAACCAGCUCGUUCUUUAAUCCAAGAUUCUAUGAAAGAUGGUAAUAAUGGUGAAAGACAAGAAACCACCAAGAAAAUAAUCUACACAGAAUUUGUUGUCCGAGAAAGUCCAAAUAGUAAUGAUAGUCUAAAAAAAAACUCGGAAUCGCAAAUUCCUGUAAGAAAGCCAUCUAAUUUCUCAGAAAAUCAUAAAUCCACCACUUUAAAAUUAGACGCCUCUGUUGAUGAGAGGGGAGGGUCUCAUAUACCUACAUUAGCUAGAAAUCGGUUACACAGUAGCUCUGACUCCAACAAGUCUACUCGUGGAUCAUCAAUAGGAAAAUCCACAGACUCAUCAGACAGUAGCCAAUCAAAUGUAGUGUGUAAUGGUGUUGAUAGUGACCAAGUAGAUUAUUUGGAUCAAGUAACUCCUGUAGUUGUCACAGAGGGUUUCAAAGAUAUUAAACCCUUACCUGUGUAUGUUAGUAUCCAAGUAGGAAAGCAAUAUGAGAAAGAAACAGCCUCGGGACAGUUGGGAACGUACAAAAAGAUAGUAAGCCAUGAGAGUAGGACAGUGCAUGAGACUAGGGGUGCAUUUUACACUGUAAAGCAAAAGCAGUCUCCAUCUCCUCAAGGAAGUCCAGAAGAUGACACUCUUGAACAAGUGACAUUCAUGGACAGCUCUGGGAAAAGUCCCGUUACCCCUGAGACCCCCAGCUCAGAGGAAAUGAGUCUGACCUCAAGAACACCAGACUCUGUGAUAGGCUUCAUGCCUGGCAUGCCAAGCCCAAUCCCUGAGGAGUCUGAGGAGGAAGAAGCGAAGACCUUCAUCUACAAGGAGCCUUCAAAGGAAAAACAUAAGCCAUCUUCAUCAGAGAGUCACAGUAAAAAACAGGAUGCAGAGAAACAGAAGCCAAAGGAGAAAAGAGUGGCUUAUAUAGAGUUUCCACCUCCUCCACCUUUAGAGGCAGAGCAGUCGGACCCUGAGAAAAAGGGGUCGCGUGCUUCUUCCGAGGCAGAAACGGAGAUGAUGGAGGUGAACCUCCAAGAGGAACAUGAUAGGCACCUCUUAGCCGAGCCAAUCAUAAGGGUCCAGCCACCAUCCCCUAUUCCCCCUGGAGCUGAUAACAGUGACUCCAGUGAUGAUGAAUCUGUCUUCCAUCCCAUCCCUAUCAAAAAGUACACAUUCAAAAUGAAAGAGGAGGGAGACAAACGUUCAAAACCAAAAAAAUCAGAGAAAAAUGGAAACAAAGACUCUGGGCUCAAUGGCGUUGUAAAGGGUGAGGAUGAUGACUUUGAACAAAAUGGUAAUGACCAGUCAAUCACGGACUGCUCCAUAGCAACCACUGCUGAGUUCUCCCAUGACACAGAUGCAACUGAAAUAGACUCUUUAGAUGGGUAUGACCUUCAGGAUGAAGAUGACGGACUGAGCGAGGACCCCAAAACAUCUAGUCUGUCCAAUGAUGGAAAAACAACCGAUCGCUCAUUUAGUCAGUCGAAGCUCGAAGUUAUUGAGGAAGAAAAAUGUGAGGAAGGGGGGGAUAAUGGAAAGACUAAAACCAGCACAUCUUCCGCAAAAAGCAGUGGAGAUGAAAAAGAUUAUACCCUCGAAGGAAGGCAUCCAGAAAGGCAGGGCUUUGCUGAAAACUACUUUGGUUACCAACUUGAGGAGGAGCUGAAUUCAACUUUUAAAACUGUUGCCACCAAAGGCCUGGACUUUGACCCCUGGUCCACCAAAGGGGGCGAUAAUGAUGUUUUUGAGUCCAAAACAAAAGAGGAGGACCCAAAGCCCUUUGGUUUAUCGGUGGAGGACAAGUCACAGGCCACAACACCUGACACAACCCCUGCUCGAACACCGACUGACGAGAGCACACCGACUAGUGAGCCUAAUCCCUUCCCUUUCCAUGAAGGGAAGAUGUUUGAGAUGACCCGCAGUGGUGCUAUUGACAUGAGCAAGCGGGACUUUGUUGAAGAGAGGCUUCAGUUUUUCCAGAUUGGUGAGCAUUCCUCUGACCCUAAAACAGGGGAAAAGGGGAGAGGGGGCAAGAUCCUGGGGGUAAUUACCUCUCAGUCAAAAACAGGGGAGAGGGCCACAGUAGAUGGGAUGGUGAAAGUUAUAGAUACUACCACAGACAGCAGCACUACACCAACAACACCAGCAACAACAACAAAAUGCAGCCCUGCACAGCCUGGCGGUGACACUGGCUAUACCGGUACUGAUGCCCCCACCUGUGAAGCCAUAGCUGAGACCGCCUCCUCAUGCACAAUCACAGCCUCUAAGGUUGAUCCCAAAUUACGCACUCCUAUUAAGAUGGGCAUAGCUGCCUCGAUAACUGUGAAAAAAGACACAGGGGAUCUCACCGAUUGUAAAGCUGAGAUGUCAGAGGGUCAGAUGGUGCCAGAAUACAUCAGUAUAGAGGGUCAGUGUACAGAGAGCCAGUCUAGUAGACACACCGAACCCAAGUUAGAAAGAAGAGAUUACCCUUCUGAAAACUGCAACAACAACAAUAACCUUGAGUCCUCCAGUGUUCAGGCAAACUACAUUCAGUGUGGCAGUGUGGUGUUUAAUUUGCAGUCCUCCUCUGAGCCCACUCUUCAGAAAGCUAGCAGGAUAGAAACACUGUGCUGUAGGGAAAUAGAGGAGAGGGUUGAGGUACACAGCAGCAAUCCAGUGCAAGAGCAGAAAAGUGAAGAAGUUAAAGAAAGUGAGGUGAAGCAGCCCAAGUCGAGGCUUCCAGUUAAAGCAUCAGGGUGGUCAUUUCACACGCAGGGAACAGCCAUAGGCAAACAGAAGCCCAAGCAGGCGGUGACCGUUGAGGUCAGGAAAAGAGGAGAGCCAGCCAUAGCCAAAGUAGAGCCCAGGUCUAGAAUACCAAUCAAGGAUGUUAAAAAGAGUAGCCCUGCUGCAGCAGCUAGCUCAGUUGUUUCAGUUCGGGUUUCCUCACAGCCAACAAGGGCAUUGGACAAAGACAGAGCAGCCAUACAGUUGCCCUCAAGGCUACCACUGAAGGAUAGGCAUCAGGUCAGCAAUGUCACAACAGAGGGAGCAUGCAGACAGGGCAGAAAGGAGAACCCUAGUGAGGUUUGUAAGCGCACCAUCGAAUACUUUAAAGGCAUUAGCGGGGAGACGCUAAAGUUGGUGGACCGACUGUCAGACGAGGAGAAAAAGACGCAGACAGAGCAGUCGGAGGAAGACAGCACCUCCCGGAGCACCUCUCUGUCGGACGCCUCCCAGCCUUCCCAGCCCUCCCAGCCCUCCCGCUCAUCCAGGUCUGGUAGAGGUUCGAGGGCUGAGGCCGGGGCCGCGUCCGUAAGGGCAAAGGUGGCGACGACGGACAGGGCCUCCGGCAGUGAGAGAAGCAGGAGGAGUAGGCGGACUGGUGGGAAGGAGGGCAGUCAGGGACUCACAGGGUCUCGAACGCCUCCCAUCGCGGAGAUCAAGCCUAGUCCCCAGAGUCCUUGUGAGCGAACGGAUCUGCGCAUGGCUAUCGUUGCAGAUCACCUGGGACUCAGUUGGACAGAGCUGGCUCGGGAGAUGAACUUCACAGUGGAUGAGAUCAACCACAUCAGACUAGAGAACCCCAACUCUUUGACAGCACAGAGCUUCAUGCUUCUUAAGAAAUGGGUCAGUCGGGAAGGGAAAAACGCCACAACGGAUGCCUUAACUGCAGUGCUGACCAAAGUCAAUCGGAUGGAUAUUGUGACUUUGCUGGAGGGCCCAAUAUUUGACUAUGGUAACAUUUCAGGCACGAGAUGUUUUGCCGAUGAUAACGCUGUUUUCCGGGAUCAGGCUGAUGAUUAUCAGAGCAUUCUAGCGGAGCUGCAGUCCCCCGCUGCACUGCACUCCGACCCCCACUUCCUGGAGCCUGAACUCCCCGUCACUCCCAACCCUUCCCUUGCCACCCACCAACACCACGUUUACCCAGAACCAGACACCCCUUUGCUGGCCGACUCCCAGCCUCAGCCCCUGCCCUGGAGCCCAGAGAUAGAGUCCGGUAGCGCGGAGCCAGACAGCCCCCCUAGGAGCCCCCCCAGACCCUGUGAGCUCGCCCUGUCCGUUCCAGUGUUUGAAAUCCCCGAUCCUGUUACCCCCAAGGUCACAAAGCCCCACAUCGCUCUGAACGACGAGCUGCUUCUGAGCGAGGAGGAGGACAGGCCUUUUCAAGAGCUGGAGCUGAGCCGCAGACACAAGUCUCACUCCGUCCCCGCUGCGAUGUGCGAGUUAGACAUUGACAUGGCUUACUCCACGUCUUCCCCUACGCUCUCAUCAGUAUCAUCCAUAACCCCUUCAUCGCCUGACAGAGCGCACGUGGGUGAUGGAGGAUCGCAGAUGAUAGCCCCCAAUGGGGUACAGGAGGAUGUAAGCUUGAAAGGAAGCGAAAGGGAAGUGACAGAAGAAAUACAGAAGGUUGUUGAGAUGGUUGCAGCAGAGUUAGCAGAGGGAAAUGGAUUAGUGGAGAAGUGGGUAGAGCAGGACUUGAUUAGAAAUGUGGAAAGAAAAUGCGAGAUGAUAAUAAAAGACAGAUCCGAGUUGGCAGAGGAAAACAGUAUUAUGUUGGAACAGGAGGGAUCUGCAGAGGAAGAGAGAGAUGUGACAAUUGAGCAUCUCGUCCUUAUUGAAGAUGGGAAUAAGGGGGCGGCGUGUGAGAUGGAGGAGGUAAAAGAGGUGCAGAAUCUGUCAGAAGAACAGCAUAAUCUGACUGAAAUUGGCGAUGAAGUGGAAAAAGGUGGUAGAAUAGAAGCAGAAACGGUCAAAGAGUGUAUUCACGAAACACCCGAGGCUCUAAAAGUCGAUGGGAAGAGUGAGAAAAGAGUCUACGGGGGUGACAGAAUGGAUGACACACAUGGAGAGCUGCAGUUUAAGGAUGAAAAAGGAGACAUUUGCAGGACAUCAGAAUUGGACGAGGAGGCCGAGGUGGACCAGCCUGUAGAUCGGCUCUCCCCUCAGGCCUGGGUUGAGGCACUUGAGGAACGUCAGCCCAGCGAUUCUGGGUCCAAUGAGGAAGAGGAGGAGGGAGGCGGAGAUGGAGACAAAGAAGAGGCAUUAGGGUCUCUGUUGGAAGAUGAGAAGACAGACCAAGGCUCAGAGGAGAAGGAGGAGGACGAAGAGAUUCCCCAAGCCAGAGAUGAGGAGAUUCUCGGUCAGGUUGAACAGGCAGAAAAAGACGUGUGUUCACUUUCAGGUUGGCACAGUGAUUCCUCCAGCGUCAACGUAGAACCACCGACGCCAGGCCGCAGUGUCAGCUCAGACCGGCUCGACAGGCGGGAAAGCCAAGAGAACUCUAGUGACUCCAUCACUUCCUCGUCUCGGGGAGAAUCAGGGAGGUCCCGACAGAACGGCGACAACUCAAAGCACUCACCUCAGGAUGCCUCAUCGGAAUCAUCGAACGGCAGAAAGGAAGAGGGAGCCCUGGUUUCAGAGAAAAAAGUCCAGGGUGAACAAGCAAAGAAUAUCCCCGGCGAGACGACGACAGAGGAACACUACUUGGACGCAGAUGGUAACCUCAUCAGUAGAAAAGUGAUCAGGAAGGUUAUUCGGCGGGUGUCUACUCCAACGCCAGACCACCAAAGAGGUGACAGGUGGCAUCGAGACCUUCAGCAGAGUCCCAUUCUGCAAGAGGACUGGUCCGAGCAAGGAGAAGGUUCGAGAAACAGCAGGCGAAAGGACGACAGACGGUCAGGGGAUAAAAAGCUUCACUCAUAGGGAUGGUUGUGCUCCACCAGAAACAAGCUAGAUGUUUCCUGGGGGUAAGAGUUCAGAGGGCUGCAGAGUUCCUGUGUGAGGACUUCAGGCAAAAGGGUCCAGUCUGCAACUAUCUGCUUCAAACAAACGGUUUUCACGUGACAGGAAUCGAACCCUUCUGAUGUACGCAUGAGCAUGAAAAACUCACCUCCUGUCAAAUCAAAGGGCCCGGGAGGGUUUCUCACUUUCUGACUGCGGUGGACCUGUGGACAAUGAUUCUGCUUCCUGUUUUGUGUGAAACGACACGUGCCAUCGGUCCACUGGUGUGUUUUGUGAGAGCUGUGUUUGAGGAGCGUCGUUUGUUGUGAAAAAACGAAGGAAAAAAGACUCCCUUAACUGGCGACCACACAGGUGCAAACUGUGACCAAAGAUGGCACAAAGAGCUCAAUCCACAUGUUGGGUGGAAAGAAUGAAGUAGACACAAUAACACAAAAAGAAACCUAAUGGAACACUUCUGAUCCAACUUCAACACUCGCCUUAUAGUUUUUUCUUGAACCCAUUGUUGUCAGGAUGUAAAUUGUUUUGGGAUUUUUUUCUUCCUUUUUAAAAACUUAAACUAACACGAAAAGCUUUUUUCUGUACAUAAAAAAUUACAACAUGUAAAAAUCUUAAAAAGGCGGGCGAUGUUACUGGUCGAGAGCGCGCCGAGGAGGAGAGGGAUCUUUUCAAGUGCUUUCAAAAAUUUAUCGAAGCGGUUCCACUUUUAAAGAUUUGAGUGUAACUUCACAGGUUCUUGUAUAAUUAAUUAUUAGAGCAGGUAUAAUGUUUGUAUAUGAAAACAAAAAGAGAGCUGGUUUGAUUUUAACAGAGGAAAUUUCCAGAAAAAAAAUCAAAUUUCAGUAAAAAAAAAUUCCCAAAGUGGGAAUUUGGAUCUAAUCCUACAAAAAGCAGCCUUUCAGAGUUCUCAUAUUUUCAUGCAUGCUGUUCACAUUAUUUUAAGUACGAUUUUUACAAGUUUGCAAAACACUGUAUUCAAAUGACAAAUAAAAAAACCCCUUUAUCUGUGUACACAUAUAGCCCCGAACAUUUGUCACGCCGAUUUUAUAUUUUAAAUUGAAAAAGGAUACCGUGAGAAACAUUUAUCAUGUCGGGGGAGGGGGUGGGGGGGUCGAGGACGGAAAAUAAAGCUCCAUAGCUUGUCGAGGGGUGUGAUGUCUCGUCUGUGUGUGUGGAACCGGGAGGGCAGCUUCUGCUACGAGAACGAAAUUAAUCUGAAUGUAAAACGCUAGUAGGCUGGCUCGCUGUAAAAUUAUAACUGUAUCGUGCGUAUUGGCUAUAAGGUGUAGGAGUCUCUGUACACUGUUAGACUGUUUGUAAUCAUUUUAGCAGUGUGUCAAUUUGAGUUUUUUUUUUUUUUCUAACGGCUGCUGUGGUAUUUAAGGAAAAACUGGGGGCAUUUCACUUUGGAAUUUUUUGUUUUCUUUUUUUUUGGUGACGUGUUUCCUUAAUUUAAAAAAAAAAAAUAAAACAAACCCUACUCACAUUAAGGACACAUUAAAGACAUUAUUUGACUGUAGCUCUAAAUAGCAUAUUGUAUGACAAAAACACUGGAUGGUCAAAAAAAAAACAAUUAUUUAAGCAUCGAAUAAAUUGUGUUUUAACUCUGAAACUGUGUGAUCUUUUUAGGCUUGAGAGUCUGUAUAUGCAGUGUCGAAAUAGAAGAUUUUGUUUUCACUAGCUCAUCGGCAGACAGUUUUACUUUACAUGACAUUAGGACAUUAUCUUUGUAUUGGUUUUCAUUAGAUGCCCAUGUAGUUCAAGUGUGGUGUUCUACUGGUGCGAUGGCUCAGUACGCUGAUGUCUAUGCUGUGGACAUGAAAACUAUGUAACUUUUUGGGGGCGGGUGGGGUUAAAGGAAGCCAGGUGAGGGUGCUGUACCACAUCCCCUUAUACUACUAUGUCAAUCAGGGGGUAGAGGAUCCUUUGAUAUGGUUGAAACUAUCGAUUUUUUGUCAAUUUUGUUUGAUAUGUGUUUUCACCUGAGCAGAUUUUUUGAUGUACAAUUCUUACUAACAGAGUGAAGCCAUUGAAAAAUGUAACUAUUCUAGCACUUUGGUUAUUCGAGGUCUUUUAGAGGCUAUAGCAGCAAUGAUGCCACCACAAAUGUUUCAGACGUCUUUAAAAAAAAAAUCUACCCAAAAAUCUACAAAAAAAAUAAAAAUGCAUUGAUUUCGCAAUACAA
Molecule: messenger RNA, 17164 nt
Organism: Acanthopagrus latus (yellowfin seabream)
Lineage: Eukaryota; Metazoa; Chordata; Actinopteri; Spariformes; Sparidae
Product: ankyrin-3-like
Exons: 48
Coding region: 1003-14943 (4646 amino acids)
Biological process (GO): protein localization to T-tubule; signal transduction; regulation of cardiac muscle contraction
Cellular component (GO): T-tubule
Molecular function (GO): protein binding
Source: RefSeq, a predicted model, not a curated record